AUGGUUGACGUCGACCGGAGGAUGACCGGUCUGAACCCGGCUCACAUAGCCGGCCUCCGCCGUCUCUCCGCCCGAGCCGCCGCGGGACCACCAACCCCCUCCUCAACAGCCACCGCAACAACCCUUCCUAUACGAAACGGCCUUCUCUCGUUCUCUUCUUUGGCCGAGAACGUGACGUCCCACCUCAAAAGCUCCGGUAUCCAGGUCCAGCCGGGUCUAUCUGAAUCCGAGUUCGCCCGAGCCGAAGCGGAGUUCGGGUUCGCAUUCCCGCCAGACCUCAAAGCCAUUCUCUCGGCUGGGUUGCCGGUGGGCCCGGGCUUCCCGGACUGGCGUGCCGCCGGUGCUCGUCUCCAUCUCAAGGCUUCGCUUGACCUUCCGAUCGCGGCGAUUUCGUUCCAAAUCGCUCGGAACACCCUCUGGUCCAAGUCUUGGGGCCCGAGACCGUCCGACCCCGAAAAGGCUUUGCGGGUCGCGCGAACCGCUUUGAAGAGGGCUCCGCUUCUGAUACCCAUCUUCAACCAUUGCUACAUUCCUUGCAACCCUUGUUUGGCUGGGAACCCCAUAUUUUUCGUCGAUGAGAACCGGAUCUUCUGUUGCGGGUUGGAUCUAUCCGAUUUCUUCGAGCGCGAGUCUUUGUUUCGAAAAUCGGACUCCGACCCGUAUAUUCUCAAGAAGCAAAGGUCGGUGAGCGAAAAAUCGGCCGGGUCGUCGACUAAUUUCUCGCGAAGGAGCCUGGAUACGGGUUUCGGGUCCGGAGGUAAAACACCGAGAUGGGUCGAGUUCUGGAGCGACGCCGCCGUGGAUCGUCGCCGGAGGAACUCAAACUCGUCGUCAUCGUCGUCCUCGUCGCCGGAGCGGUUCUUUGAUAUGCCAUCGAGGUCCGAAAUUCCGAAAUGGGUGGACGAGUACAUUGAUCAAAUCGGGUCCGCUUUGCGACGCGGCGGAUGGAGCGACUCCGAUAUAUCGGACAUGGUCUCGGUAUCGGCGUCUGGGUUUUUCGAGGGAGAGAUGGUGAUGCUGGACAACCAAGCGGUACUCGACGCUCUGCUCCUCAAAGCGGAUCGGUUCUCGGAUUCGCUCCGAAAAGCCGGGUGGAGCUCCGAGGAAGUGUCGGAUGCUUUGGGGUUUAAUUUUCGACCCGAGAAGGAGAAGAAACCGGCUAAGAAGCUGUCUCCGGAGCUCGUGGAAAGAAUAGGGAAACUGGCUGAAUCCGUUUCCCGGUAA
Prunus armeniaca (apricot) is the source of this 1224-nucleotide messenger RNA. Lineage: Eukaryota; Viridiplantae; Streptophyta; Magnoliopsida; Rosales; Rosaceae. The record is from the annotation of a GenBank genome assembly.